CCCAGCACUAUGAAAACUUUGGUGACUCUGUUGGUGCUUCUAAUGGCCACAGUAAAUGGAAUUGAAUCAGGAUCGUUUUUUGGAAGCACUGCAUCUGAAGAUUAUUACAAACGAAGCAAUGUUUUCGAUUGCCUUAUCAGAUAUUACCUCCCGUUAUCUGAAAACGACGGAACACCUGUUUUCGGAGGUGAGAGAGCUUAUGAUGGGGAAUACCGACACAUGGUUGCAAUUGGUUGGGUAUACAAUGACGGCAUAAAGUACUUGUGCGGAGGUAACACAAUUCAUGAAAAGUUUGUACUGACAGCUGCACAUUGUUACGUUUUCGUUGAUGAGGUUCUUCCGACUAUCGUGCGAGCAGGAGACACCGAUCUGGGCGAUAAUGAAAAUGACUUGUUGGUUCAGCAACGGAACAUUUUACGGGUCCUGAGGCAUCCGUUACAUCGAUACAGUAAAAGCUAUCAUGAUAUUGCAUUGGUCGAAUUAGACGAGGCGCUGUUUUUUAAUUUGUUAAUAUCUCCUGCGUGUCUAUGGCUUGAAAGUUACAUCCCCCAGGAACCACUCAAUAUUGCUGGCUUCGGUGAAGUGAAUCUGGCAGAAGGUCCCAGUUCAACCCUUCAGCAGGGUUAUGUCACGCUUCAACCACCACAGAAAUGCGAGAAGAUGCUGCCUUCCAGACGUAUUCCUGACGGAAUAAUGGAGAGCCAAUUUUGCGCAUCACACGACGCUAUGGAUACAUGUGAGGGUGAUUCAGGCGGUCCUAUCGAGUUAAGAAGAAUCGACCUAUACAAACAAGAAGUUUCCCUAAUCGUCGGAGUUACAUCGUUUGGAACGGCUUGCGGUAGUGGAUCGAUUGGAGUGUAUACAAAAAUUUCAAACUACGUAGAUUGGCUAGAAGAGCAAACGAACCAGUCGUACGCUUAUGAUCAAUGUGUGUCGCGAAUUUUACAUUCGAAGUAUCAACCAUUUGAAAUCUCACACAUUCCUACGAACACACCAUUCCCAUACGUUCAUCUGAUAAGGAAUCGUUCUGCUGAACUCGAAUAUGACUGUAUGGGAACUCUAAUCGACGAUCAGUUUGUUGUUACAUCGGCACUUUGCGCAACACAUCAAGCCGGUUCCCCGAAGUUCAUAUAUGUUCCGGCGAAUGAGGAAUACGUGGCCAUUGAUGAAGUGAUUCCACAUCCUCAGUAUGCAGUGAAUUCCCUGGCAAAUGAUAUUGCCUUGAUAAAGUUGACAAAAUUUUUGAAACGUGAUCUUAAGCCAGUUUGUCUAUCGCAACCA
Messenger RNA from Armigeres subalbatus, 1281 nucleotides. Its product is annotated as serine protease snake-like. Lineage: Eukaryota; Metazoa; Arthropoda; Insecta; Diptera; Culicidae. The transcript is spliced from 5 exons. The annotation marks the transcript as partial. Gene Ontology annotation, molecular function: serine-type endopeptidase activity. The record is from RefSeq and is a predicted model, not a curated record. Gene Ontology annotation, biological process: proteolysis.